Molecule: messenger RNA, 786 nt
Organism: Clunio marinus
Lineage: Eukaryota; Metazoa; Arthropoda; Insecta; Diptera; Chironomidae
Source: the annotation of a GenBank genome assembly
AUGCCGAGAAGUAUCAUCAAAAAUCGCAAUGAGACAAUAAAAAAUUUUACUGAAGAACAAGAAGAAACGAAAACUGGCGAUAAGAGUGAAAAAUCAACAGGACGUGCCAUUCAAAGCAACUUUUAUUUUCCAUUAAAGAAUCUUUUGAUGAAUCCUGUUCAAAGCAACAGAUACAAUAAUGAAAAGGCGGGAAGGUUAAUUGUUUAUCCAUCGUCUCAUUCAGUUGUGAAAAGUAACACAAUCGAUCAAACAAGAAGAAGAUAUUACAUGAAUCCCUCAACAGGGUACAAUACGGCACACCGAAGAUAUCAAUACACGCCUGACUCAAUUUACCCAUUUAAAGGGAAGGAACAUACAAUAGGUAACCAAUACAAUAAAGCGCCAACAGCUAACUCAGUAAAGUUCAAUGCACCCAUUGUUGUGGCUGAUUUAUCAUCAGCAGCGACGAAAUUCAAUGCACCCAUUGUCGUUCCCGACACGCCAUCAGCGGCAACAAAAUUCACUGCCCCAAUCUUUGUACCAGAUGUCCCAUCGUCACCAUCGAAACCACCAGUUUAUUUAACUCCAAAUAUGGCUUGCGGUAUCACCUCAAAAAUGUACUUAGGAGGUACCGUCUUUUUACCAACUCCUUUACCCGAUGAAACAACAUCUAAAAAUCCUUCAUCUUACAUACCUGAUGAACUUGAUGCCAUCAAGGAUUCCAUCGACAAUAACAAUCAUCAGCUGGAGAUUGGGAAUGAUAAUGAUAAUAGCAUUUCGUCUUCAGACCAUCAUCAAAUGAAAUGA